AUGGAUGGACAAAUAGAGAUAGUUAACAGAACUUUAUCUCAGUUAUUACAUGUUGUAUUAGAAAAAAACUUGAGAACUUGGGAGGAUAGCUUGCCACAUGUAGAAUUUACAUAUAAUAGGGUUAUGCAUACAUCUACUGGUUAUUCACCUUUUGAAGUUGUUUAUGGUUUUAAUCCACUUACACCUUUGGACUUGUUACUUUUACCUGUUGAGGAACGUACUAGUUUAGAUGGUUUGAGGAUAAAUCCUUCUCAAAAGAGAAGGAAUGAUAGAGGCAUUAUAGAAGUGUCGAGUCAUUUUAGAAGCAUCGAGCCAUCAAAAAGAUUUGCUACACAUUCUGAUUGGGCCAAUUUAAGAAACAAAGCUAAAAAGAUACAACAGACCUUAGUUGGGCUUGUGGAGGGCUUAAAGACUAAAACCAGGUCACUCAAGGAUGAUUGGAUGCUUGAAAGAGCCAACAGAGAGGUCAAGUUGAUUCAAGCCCAAGCUUAUGCCCAGAUAGACUUUGAACAACCUAACUUUUGA
Messenger RNA from Mangifera indica (mango), 525 nucleotides. RefSeq lists its product as uncharacterized. Gene Ontology annotation, molecular function: nucleic acid binding. The transcript has 2 exons. The record is from RefSeq and is a predicted model, not a curated record. The coding region runs from base 1 to 525 and encodes 174 amino acids. Gene Ontology annotation, biological process: DNA integration. NCBI's taxonomy places the organism in Eukaryota, Viridiplantae, Streptophyta, Magnoliopsida, Sapindales, Anacardiaceae.